Pelobates fuscus (common spadefoot toad) is the source of this 1638-nucleotide messenger RNA. RefSeq names its product zinc finger and BTB domain containing 7A (gene ZBTB7A). The transcript is spliced from 3 exons. The record is from RefSeq and is a predicted model, not a curated record. The coding region runs from base 103 to 1596 and encodes 497 amino acids. Gene Ontology annotation, biological process: regulation of transcription by RNA polymerase II. Lineage: Eukaryota; Metazoa; Chordata; Amphibia; Anura; Pelobatidae. Gene Ontology annotation, molecular function: DNA-binding transcription factor activity, RNA polymerase II-specific; RNA polymerase II cis-regulatory region sequence-specific DNA binding; protein binding.
CCAGGAAGGGAUUAAGCAGAAGCUCUGCACAGCACACAGAGGAUCUGGGGGAGGGGGGACCCUCUCCAAUUUACAUCCCCCCCUACAGCAGGGUCUAGCAAUAUGGCGACGGGCUCUACUGAUGAUGGCCCCAUUGGAAUCCCAUUCCCAGACCAUAGUAGUGAUGUUCUUUGUGCCUUGAAUGGUCAGCGACAGCGAGGGGAGCUCUGUGAUGUCCUCCUCCUGUGCCAAGGCCGUGAUUUUCCUGCACACCGCUCUGUCCUUGCUGCCUGUAGUUGUUAUUUCCGUCAGCUUUUCACCUCAGGUCCAGCAGCUUACCGUCUGACUGUCUAUCAACUGGACUUUGUGACAGCCGAAUCGUUGUCUGCUCUCCUGGACUUUGCUUACACAGCCACAUUAACACUUUGUGCCGAAAAUGUGGGUGAAAUUUUGGAUGCGUCUCGCUUGCUUGAAAUUAACUCAGUCCGAGAUGUGUGUGCUGACCUUCUGGAUGGGCCAUUCUUAGGCCACAGAGAGAGUGAAUAUCUGGGGGAUCCAGAAAACUUGAUGCGCGCAAAAGAGUACCUGGAAUAUUUUCAAAGCAAAGGUCAGGAGGAACAAGGAGGGAGUCCUUGGAGCCGCCAGUGCCCAUUAGAUGAUGAAACUGAACCAUCAGUUGAUGGAGGUGCUGAAUACCAUAAUGAUUUGCAAAUGAAAUGUGCAGAUGAACAGGUUUUGGAUGGAUGGCAAAAAAGGAUUGAGGACCGGACUCGUGUCUCUUCAUUGAAUGGACACCACAGUGUUCCAGUUGAGAAGGAACAGGAAGACCUUGACAAAGGGUCUGAUCUCUUGGAUUCCGGACAAUCUCCUUUAAUAAAGGGUGUGGUCGGGCGCCCAUAUAUGGGUGAAAUGGACAGUCUAACAGCUAGCACUCUUUUGCAGCACAUGAUGAGUGCAGCUCAGCAGGAAGGUCAAGGACAAGGAGAUGGCAGUGAAGACGGGCUCAUGGACUAUUACUUGAAAUAUUUUCGCGCUGGUCGUCCUGAUGAUGAUGAUGAUGAUGAAGAGGAGGAGGAUAUGGAAAAUGGAGGGGAAGAGUACCCAAAUUGGAGUCAGAAGGUGGAGAAAAAGAUGAGGGCAAAAGCUUUCCAGAAAUGUCCAAUAUGUGAGAAGGUCAUUCAGGGGGCAGGGAAACUACCACGACACAUCCGCACCCACACUGGGGAGAAACCAUAUGAGUGUGUGAUCUGCAAGGUUCGAUUUACCAGGCAAGACAAACUAAAGGUUCAUAUGCGGAAGCACACGGGAGAAAAACCAUACCUGUGCCAGCAAUGUGGAGCUGCUUUUGCACACAAUUAUGACCUGAAGAACCACACACGGGUACACACAGGGCUACGCCCAUACCAGUGCCAAGCCUGCCAUAAAACUUUUGUAAGGUCUGAUCACUUGCACAGGCAUCUAAAAAAGGAUGGAUGCAAUGGAAUCCCAUCCCGUCGUGGACGCAAACCCAGGGUCAGAGAGGGUGUUGCCCCCUUUGCUGUACCAACAGGAAAUGGCAAUGGACCCGGGGGAGAUCAAGACGAAGGUCAGGUGGUAGAAGCAGAUGGCACUUGCUAAAGAAAAUUAUAAUAUAAAUAUACAUAAAUAUAUAUAUAUAUA